CACAGACACGCCAGACCCAAUUUGACAAUCAGCACACACAUAAAGUCGUGUUAUCAGGAAACUGACUCACUCGGUUUGUCGUCAGUAUUCAAAAUGGCUGCGAAUAUUCUCUUGCCCUUAUGGAUAUUACUUAGCUGUAUUAUAGGUGCGCUUGCCGAAACUUGCUACGGGACCUACGAAUCAAUCACCUGUAUUUUCGGAUGUUGUGAGCAUCCGUUGUAUGUUUACUGCUGUUUGAGUAAUGGAGCUGGUAUUGGUAUCAUCUGCGCAUGCCUGGCAGUUGUCCUCAGCAUCAUAGGCGCAUGUUGUCGACGUUCUUAUGCAAAUAACAACCGGAGACUUCCACCUGUGAUGCACACGGUCGGGACGACUUCCGUUGCAGUGGUUGGGAGCACCCAGAAUCAGUACGGCUUCAGUAACCAACACAUGGUGUCACAAUUUGAUCCACCCCCCUACCCGGGACCCGCAACAACCCCACCCUAUCCGGGACCCCCUGCAGCCUACUCUAACAAGGUGUAGCACACUACUGAUGAGUGGAAGUGUCAAACCCACAUGGCUAAAGGAGGAAUGCUGACUGCACGGCGCUGAACGCACGUCCUUGGAAUAUAAUCAUCAAACGGGUCUUUUCUGGAAAUGAGAUCAAUCUGAUUGACAUGUAUAUAAUACACAAAAUGUAAUGUUUGACAUAUAUUAAAUGCUUUGUUAAAGAAAUUCAUGGAUUUAUAAUCAUCAUACAACUGCUUACCAUACAAACUAAUGUUUUACAUACAUGUAAUAUUUUGAUAAAUAUAUUUAUCAUAAAUAUUAUUUAAGAUCUCAUAUCUAAACACAAGUGUCGUCUUUAUGUGUUCAUAGAACGCAUUUAUCACAAUAAAAUGAUCUUUAUAAAUA
Molecule: messenger RNA, 891 nt
Organism: Haliotis rufescens (red abalone)
Lineage: Eukaryota; Metazoa; Mollusca; Gastropoda; Lepetellida; Haliotidae
Exons: 4
Coding region: 94-519 (141 amino acids)
Source: RefSeq, a predicted model, not a curated record